UUCGCUGUGGGAAGGCUCUGAACGAGCGCAAGGCCGAGGGGAUGAUGAUGAUGAUGAUGAUGAUGAUGAUGAUGAUGAGUUGAUGGUGAUGAUGAUGAUGAUGAGUUGAUGAUGAUGAUGAUGAUGAUGAUGAUGAUGAGCUGAUGAUGAUGAUGAUGAUGUCCCCCCAGGUGUCCCCUUCGUCCUGCGCUGCGGGAAGGCUCUGAACGAGCGCAAGGCCGAGGGAAUGAUGAUGAUGAUGAUGAUGAUGAUGAUGAUGAUGAUGAUGACAAUGAUGAGUUGAUGACGAUGAUGAUGAUGUCCCCAGGUGUCCCGUUUGUCCUGCGCUGCGGGAAGGCUCUGAACGAGCGCAAGGCCGAGGUUCGCCUGCAGUUCCGGGAGGUGCCGGGGGACAUUUUCGGGCGCCAGUGCAAGCGCAACGAGCUGGUGGUUCGGGUGCAGCCCCGCGAGGCCGUCUACGCCAAACUCAACACCAAGAAACCCGGCAUGUUCCUGCGGCCCGAGGAGUCCGAGCUCGACCUCACCUACGGCUCCAGAUACAAG
Molecule: messenger RNA, 543 nt
Organism: Empidonax traillii (willow flycatcher)
Lineage: Eukaryota; Metazoa; Chordata; Aves; Passeriformes; Tyrannidae
Product: glucose-6-phosphate 1-dehydrogenase-like
Exons: 3
Biological process (GO): glucose metabolic process; pentose-phosphate shunt, oxidative branch
Cellular component (GO): cytosol
Molecular function (GO): NADP binding; glucose-6-phosphate dehydrogenase activity
Source: RefSeq, a predicted model, not a curated record